Hypanus sabinus (Atlantic stingray) is the source of this 1691-nucleotide messenger RNA. RefSeq names its product nanos homolog 2-like. The record is from RefSeq and is a predicted model, not a curated record. The coding region runs from base 950 to 1474 and encodes 174 amino acids. Gene Ontology annotation, cellular component: perinuclear region of cytoplasm. NCBI's taxonomy places the organism in Eukaryota, Metazoa, Chordata, Chondrichthyes, Myliobatiformes, Dasyatidae. Gene Ontology annotation, biological process: oogenesis; negative regulation of translation. The transcript has a single exon. Gene Ontology annotation, molecular function: mRNA binding; zinc ion binding.
GCUCCUUACUUCCCAGUCCUGAAGAAGGGUCUCGGCCGGAAACAUCAACUGUUUAUUCAUUUCCAUAGAUGCUGUCUGACCUGCUGAGUUCCACCAGCAUUUUGUGUGUGUGUGUGUAUGUGUGUGUGUAUGUGGGUAUAUAUCUGUGUGUGUCUGAGUGUGUUAGCAUGAGUGUGUGUGUGUGUGUGUGUGUGUGUCUGUGUCUGUGAGUGUGUUAGCAUGUGUGUGUGUGUGUGUGUCUGUGAGUGAGUGUUAGCAUGAGUGUGUGUGUCUCUGUGUGUGUCUGAGUGUGUUAGCAUGAGUGUGUGUGUCUGAGAGAGUGUGUGUGUCUGUCAGUGUGUUAGCAUGAGUGUGUGUGUGUAUGUGUGAGUGUGGUGUGUGUGUCUGUGAGUGAGUGUGUUAGCAUGAGUGUGUGUGUGUGUGUCUGUGAGUGAGUGUUAGCAUGAGUGUGUGUAUCUCUGUGUGUGUCUGAGUGAGUGUGUUAGCAUGAGUGUGUGUGUGUGUGUCUGAGAGAGUGUGUGUGUGUGUGUCUGUGAGUGUGUUAGCAUGAGUGUGUGUGUGUAUGUGUGAGUGUGGUGUGUGUGUCUGUGUCUGUGAGUGUGUUAGCAUGAGUGUGUGUGUGUCUGUCUGUUAUGCUAAGGUAAGCUCCUCCGGAGAGCGCGAUGGAUACAUAACAAACGACGUAGGUUUGCACUCUACCCUCCCUCGCCUCAAAUGAGGUCGGCGCCGAGUCUGCACACGAAGCCAGCGUGCAUGCACAGGUGAAAGAGGACAAAUGCAACUUUUCCUGCAGCCUGCAUUAAUGCAGGGGACGAGAGAAAAACACACACGGGCGGCUCUUUGAAGAGUGGGGCUGAAUGCAUAAGCGGCGGCGGGAUGGGGUCAGCUUGUAAAUCUGCCUGUCAGCCCAGGAGCGGAGAAGAUCACACGGCGGACUUUUAAAAUUUAAAUGCCCCUGCAACUUCGGGACUGCGCUCACCUCUCUCCUGCCUUCAGCGCGCUGGACACUGGCAUUGGAACAGCAAUGGACAGGGUCGCCCCAGCACUUCCCUGCGGUUUCCAGGAGUUCGACGUCUGGAGGGAUUAUCUGAAGCUGUCGAUGAAGGUGGAGGAGAUCUGGCGGCACGAUGUCGGAGAGACGGAGGGGGCUCCACCCGCCGAGCCCAGCCCGCCGCCGCCACGGGGAGCCCUCCGGCCGCUCUCCCCCGAGGCUGGCGGCCCGAACAGGGACGGCGACAACAUCUGCGCCUUCUGCCGGCACAACGGAGAGUCGCGCAAGGUCUACGCCUCCCAUGUGCUGAAGGCGGACGGGGGGCGGGUGCUGUGCCCCAUCCUGCGGAACUAUGUGUGCCCCCUCUGCCGCGCCACCGGGGACUCGGCUCACACCCUCAAGUACUGCCUCCUAAACCCCGACAGGCGGUCGCUGUACCGGAGCAACGGGCGCAACUCGGUGGGCAAGAGGUCCAGGCGCUGACCGGCCGCCGGUCGGCCCCCGAGCGAAAGGGACUCACCUUCUCGCAAGCUGUAUCAUAAAAAAGGUCUUGUAGAUAUUCGAGAGAAGGUCGGGGGUUUGCGAAUCGGUAAAGUUAUUUUAAAGUUCGUUUAUAUUUAUAUCGGACUGCUGAAGUCUUUGUUUUAAACUUUAUAGAAGUUGUGGGAGAUCUUUAUAUUUCGUCUGGAGACACUGUACA